Molecule: messenger RNA, 1605 nt
Organism: Phragmites australis (common reed)
Lineage: Eukaryota; Viridiplantae; Streptophyta; Magnoliopsida; Poales; Poaceae
Product: aspartyl protease family protein At5g10770-like
Exons: 2
Coding region: 1-1353 (450 amino acids)
Biological process (GO): proteolysis
Molecular function (GO): aspartic-type endopeptidase activity
Source: RefSeq, a predicted model, not a curated record
AUGGCCUCUGUGUCGAAGCUUCUGCUUCUGCUCUUGUGCAGCUACUGCCAUUCUCUCGUUACUCACGCAGAAGACGAUCCCAAUUACAAGGUUUUUUCCAUUGGCUCUGUCGUGCCUGAAGCCAACUGCUCCGAGACAAAAGCAAUUCCGUCCCCUGGUGGCGCCACCGUACCAUUGCACCACCGGUACGGCCCAUGCUCGCCGAUGCCCUCCAAGGAGAUUCCAACCUUGGAGGAGGUGCUCCGCAGCGACCAGCUCCGAGCUAGCUACAUCCAACGGAAGUUCACCGCCAGCCAGCAAACGGACGCCACCGUGCCGACCACCCUGGGCACCUCACUGGACACGUUGGAGUACGUCAUCACCGUUGGCAUCGGCUCGCCGGCCGUGACCCAGAACGUGUUCAUCGACACCGGCAGCGAUGUGUCAUGGGUGCAGUGCAAACCGUGCUCGCAGUGCCACUCCCAGGUGGACCCGCUCUUCGAUCCCAGCAAGUCGAGCACGUACUCCCCGUUCUCCUGUGGUUCCGCCGCAUGCGUGCAGCUCGGCAGGGAGGGGAACGGCAACGGCUGCUUGAGCUCCCGGUGCCAGUACAUUGUCAAGUACCUCGACGGCACGAGUACGACCGGAACGUAUAGCUCCGACACGCUCACGCUGGGCUCCAUCGUCGUCAAGAGCUUCCAAUUCGGGUGUAGCCACGCCACGUCGGGCAUGACUGAGAAAACCGCCGGGAUGAUGGGGCUCGGCGGCGGCGCACAGUCGCUCGUGUCGCAGACGGCGGGGGCCUUGGGCAAGGCCUUCUCUUACUGCCUCCCGCCGACUUCGGCCUCCUCAGGGUUCCUCACGCUCGGUGCGUCAAGCGGCCGCUCGGGCUUCGUGACGACGCGGAUUUUCAGGAACAGCAAGGUCCCGACGUUCUACCUCGUGCUCCUUGAGGCAAUCAGGGUGGGCGGGAAGCAGCUCAACGUGCCCCCUUCCUUCUUCUCGGCCGGAUCGGUGAUGGACUCCGGCACGAUCCUCACGUAUCUGCCACCGACAGCGUACUCGGCGCUGUCAUCGGCGUUCAAGGCUGGGAUGAAGCAGUACCCGAAGGCGCAGCCCCAAGGCAUCCUUGACACGUGCUUCGACUUCAGCGGCUUGAGCAGCGUCACCAUACCGGCCGUCUCGCUGGUGUUCGGUGGGGGCGCGGUCGUCAACCUCGAUGCCAAUGGGAUCAUGUUGGGCAACUGCCUCGCGUUCGCGGCCAACGACGACGACAGCUCCCUCGGCAUCAUUGGCAACGUGCAGCAGCGAACCUUCGAGGUGCUGUACGACGUUGGCCGGAACGCCGUGGGGUUCCGGGCGAGGGCGUGCUGAUCGGUGUUGUCACUACGGUUACGGUCAGGUAGCUAGAUAUAUAUGCUUCUCUCGCGUGGUUGCCUACUUGUUUGUGGUUGCGAGGUAAGGGCCGGGACAUGUGGUUGGGCAAACCGGCCAUCAACUAUAUAGUACUUCGAUUUUAAUUGUUUUCGUGAUUGCAGCAUGAUACAAGUGUGCAGACUACCAACCAAAUUGUAAUGUUCUCCUGGUAUUUUAUGAAUAAAAUAAAAUUUACUAGCUAAUAUAGCA